UCACGUUCAAUUACUGCAGAAGAGCUUUCCGAGCAAAAAUUCUGAUAUUGGCAACAAAUCUUUUCGAUAACCUGGGUUCAGCUACACAAGAAACAGAAAUUGCUGUCUUUCUGCCUUUCCUCUCCGACUUGACUGAAGCUAGCACAGCAUGGAUUUGAUUCACAAGGUCAUGAACAUUGUACUUCCUCCUAUAACAUUGACACUGCUACUUCUCUUCUUGCCGCCGUUUCUUGUUUUCAAGUUUAUAAGUUGCAUUAAAAGAUAUAUAACCAGUGAAAAGGUGGCUGGAAAAGUAGUUCUAAUCACUGGGGCAUCUUCAGGCAUUGGCGAGUAUCUUGCAUAUGAGUAUGCUAGGAGAGGAGCAUGUUUAGCCCUUGCUGCCAGAAGAGAGGAGCGUCUUCGAGCAGUUGCAGAUAAAGCGCGGAUGCUGGGAUCACCGGAUGUUAUAGUCAUCUCUAGUGACAUUUCAAAGGUUGAAGACUGCGAGCGGUUUAUUACUGAGGCAGUGAAUCAUUUUGGCCGAUUGGAUCAUCUGGUGAACAAUGCUGGUAUUGUUCAAAUUGACAUGUUUGAGCAUUGCAAGGAAAUCUCGGAUUGUGCAAUACUUAUGAAUACAAAUUUCUGGGGUUCUGUAUAUGUCACCCGUUUCGCUAUUCCACACCUAAGAAAAAGUAAAGGGAGGAUCGUAGGGAUUUCUUCAAUUGCUGGAUGGUGCUCAGUACCGAGGAUGAGCUUCUACUGUGCAAGCAAGGCAGCCGUAACAAGUUUUUAUGAGACACUAGCUGCUGAAUUUGGUCCGGAUAUUGGAAUAACAAUAGUCACUCCUGGUGUAGUUGAGUCAGAAAUGACCCAAGGUGAUUUUAUAUCAAAGUCAACUGAAAGGUGUGCUGAAGCAAUCGUAAACAGUGCUUGCCGAGGAGACAGAUACUUGGUAGAGCCGUCUUGGACAAGGAUGUCGUUUCUGCUGAAGGUCCUUUGUCCUGAAGUGAUGGAGUGGUACUUGCACCAGGUAUUGGCAGCUAGGACUUCAAAGAAAAGUAACUAG
Molecule: messenger RNA, 1045 nt
Organism: Populus nigra (black poplar)
Lineage: Eukaryota; Viridiplantae; Streptophyta; Magnoliopsida; Malpighiales; Salicaceae
Product: 11-beta-hydroxysteroid dehydrogenase A-like
Exons: 6
Coding region: 149-1045 (298 amino acids)
Molecular function (GO): oxidoreductase activity
Source: RefSeq, a predicted model, not a curated record